Messenger RNA from Drosophila guanche, 4029 nucleotides. Its product is annotated as ATP-binding cassette sub-family A member 2-like. Gene Ontology annotation, molecular function: ATP hydrolysis activity; ABC-type transporter activity; ATP binding. Gene Ontology annotation, biological process: lipid transport; transmembrane transport. The transcript has 9 exons. The coding region runs from base 19 to 4029 and encodes 1336 amino acids. Gene Ontology annotation, cellular component: membrane; intracellular membrane-bounded organelle. The record is from RefSeq and is a predicted model, not a curated record. Lineage: Eukaryota; Metazoa; Arthropoda; Insecta; Diptera; Drosophilidae.
UUUUUGCAUUGAUUCGUAAUGGCCAUUCAAUUAUUUGUUCUAUUGGUAAAGAACUUUAAGAGUUAUACGCGAUGCGAGAUGGUUUUUUAUCUGUUGCUGCCGCUGCUAAUGAUACACUUGGUUUAUAUACGAUGUUCCGUAAAUCAAGAGAAUUCCUCGCAUUGUUUCUUACGGCGAAAUGGCACACUUGGGGAUAAUGUAAAACUUAGUCCAUUGUAUAAUUUAAUGGAAAUGAUUGCCGAUGUAACACCAGAAAAAACACUUUUAUUAUACUCAAACAAGGAUUCAAUAGUCGUACCACUUAAAUCAGCUUUAUUUAAUAUCCUAAAGCUGAGAUCUGUUGAGCGUGUCAACUCUGAAAAAGAUAUGGAAACUACCCUUAUAAACGAAAACUUCUUGGGCGGAAUUAUUUGGAAGGUGAAUGCUGGUGAAUACUUUGAAUACACGGACAUCACAAUUCGAUUUCCCAGUGCCCUGCGAACGAUACCAACUGACUUAUGGAAUACCAAUCAUGUCAGGGGCGAUGGGAACACGCCCCGACCGCUGUACAUGAACGAAGGAUUCUUGCAGAUAAUGUAUGCCAUUGUGGCAUUUCUAGCAUAUCCUGCAGUCAGCAACAUAACCAAAAGGUACAAGGAUGAUGGAAUAACGAUCGUGUCAAAGCCGUUUCUUAGCGAUAAAGAGUAUAAUGAAUACUUUGAUCCACAAAUACUUGACCCAAUGGGUACAACUCUUGCAAAUGUGUUGCCAUUUUAUUUGAGUUCUCUUUACAUUUAUCCAUUUGUGCGCUUGGUUAUGCACAUGCAAAAGGAAAAGAACAAUCAACUAAAUGACUUGAUGAGCAUUUCCAGUGCAAAUCGGAUUACCCAGUAUCUCUCCUGGUUUACUUCUACUUUAAUUUUGGCCACUGUGAUUAACUUGUUGACCAUAUUCUUACUUACGGCACCCAUCUGCAAAAAUGGCAACAUUUUAAAUUGUUCGAGUUUCACAGCCGUUUGGUGUUUCUUUACCAUUUGGACAGUGUGUGGCAUUUGUUUAUGUUUCUUAAUCCAUAGUUUACUUCGAAGUGCAACCCUUGCUGCCAUUGUGAUUGUCUUCCUAUCGGUUUUGUGUUUCCUGUUGUAUAUCUAUGUGGAUGUCCCAAGAAUAGUUGUGCGCUAUCCAUUGUGUCUGUUGUAUCAGUUUGGUUUCCUAACUGGCCUGCGAAAAAUACUUUACUACGAGAAGUACGAUAAUACGGGACUGCAGUGGUAUCAUUUCUUGAGAGGAAACUUCUACAAUAGUUUUGCCGUAAUAUCCAUUAUAAUGCUGAUGGCUGCCUUUACUUUUCUGGUAUUGUGCCUAACUGUCGAGCUGUGCUGCCCGGGCAAGUACGGAGUGUCCAUAUUACGCUUUCGAAGUAAUCGUGAUGCCUUGAGCUGCCAACAGAACUUUCAAAGGAACUUUCGCCAUUUGAGCCCUGCCGUGGUGCAGGCAUGCAUUUUGCACAAGAGUCAACACAGAAAGCCGCCACUGACCAAUUUCGCCAUGAAUAUGUACGAUGAUCAGAUCACGGUCAUAUUGGGACUAUCGGAUUCGGGCAAGUCCGCUGUUAUCAACGCCAUUUCGGGCAGCAUUCCUCCCCGAUCGGGCUGGGUGAAAAUUGACGACAGAGACAUAGCGAGGACGACCAGAACUGCGGUGGGAUUGUCGCCCCAGCAUAAUCCACUGUUUGCCAAUCUGAGUGUUAAGGAGAACAUGUACUUCUUCUAUUCGCUGCGUAAUGUGAGCGCCCAUGUCAGAACUCGUUCCACGGAAAGGUAUUUGAAGGCCCUCGAGCUCUGGCAAGUUAGAAAUGUGAAAAGCCGCUGCUUGGACAGAGCCGACCGGCGGAGACUAUCCGUGGCCUGUGCCUUUUGUGGCAAUCCACGUAUUGUAGUGUUGGAUGAACCCAGCGAGGGUCUGGAACCCUGCGAACGACGAUUGCUGUGGGAUCUGCUACAGUCGGAGAAGCGUUGCAGGACUUUAAUUGUCACAACUUAUCAUAUCGAAGAGGCGGAUGUUCUGGGAGAUCGUUUGGCCAUACUAUGCGAUGGUCAACUGCUUUUUAAUGGCACUUCCACGUUUCUAAAGAACACGCAUGGCUCUGGGUAUCAAUUGGUCUGUUCGCAAGGUGAAAUAUGCGAGGAGCCACAGAUAACCUCUUUAGUGCUGCAGUACAUACCAGAGACGAGUGCAUCCUCUGACAAGCCAUCUGAAAUUGCUUACAGCAUACCCCAGGACUACUGUCGCAACAUUGUGCCAUUGCUUCGGCAGCUGGAGCAGGGAGCUAAUUGCUUUAAAAUGGGUGCCAUUGGUAUUGGCACCAUGCCCAUUAUAAAUAAAUUUGUCAAGGCCACAUCGCCGGGCUCCGACACUAACAGGGGCAAUUUUGCAAGCAGCUCGCCCGAACCAGAUGAAAGUUUGUUGUAUGGCUACAAAUUGUGCUGCAAUCAAUGGAAUGCAAUGUUGCUUAAAAAGUUCUAUCACAUUCGGCACAAUUUUCUGGUUUUCUUUAUGCUUUUAUCGCUGCUGUUAUUGGGCGCCUCGGCGCUGCAAAGGUACUUUUAUACUUGGCCAAUUCCAGUCAAAUAUCUUCCGCAGUCGGGCGCGGAUUUUGUGUCGCAGGACCUGUUGCCACUCAGGUUGGAAAUGUAUGGACCAAAUUGUCGUGUGGCUUUUCUACGAGACUUAAAUGAUGAGAAUCCACUUAUACAUCUCCUGAAGAUGAAAAUAAGUGGCUGCCGCACCGAUGAUAUAUCAGCGACAGACGUGGACACCCGAAAAUUUCUACACUCGGAGGCAGUUGCGGCAAGCCUAAUGGCUUACUUGGCCAACAGUGGAUUUUUGGGCUUAUUUUGCACUGAACCCAACCGACCCAUGGAAUCUUUAACGAAAAACAUAAACUUCAACCAUCAUCCGUAUCCAUCCAUUCAGUUGAGUGAAAAUUCCACAGUGCGUCAAAUUGAGUGCUUCGAGAGUGGACCAUUGUAUCUGAAUCUGUUUUGUGUCAGUAUCUUCAGCGGGUUCUUUGCCGCCUACAUUGUCAGAGAGCGACGCAUUGGAUUCAAGUUGAUGCAACAAGUGGAGGGCAUUAAUAUGACUACAUUCUGGCUCUCCCACCUAUUCUGGGACUGGAUGUGUCUUUCCAUAUUUUCCGUAUCACUGGUAAUACUCAUGACGCUGCUUCUACAUAAGAAUUUCGAUGAUGAGACAGAGAUCCACUCACAUUGGUGCUGCACGUACGCUGGAUUUCCAUACAUAAUGGCACUGAUGGGCACAUCUAUGUUAUUUUAUAUCCUACUCCUGCUGCUGGAGCGUGGAUCAUUUUGCAAGAGGAGACCAAGAAGCAUGGAUGUCCUUGGACUAGUGGGUGAACGUUCUGGCAAGACUAGCAUUAACAAAGUAAUUGUAUCGAAUAUCAAGCUAUCUUCGGGUCGUGUUCUAGUCAAAGGUGUCGACGUACACAGCAAGAAAAUAAACCGAUACAGGGCCUACAAAUAUAUGGGUUAUUGCCCACAAAAUGAUUGUUUUGAGCCCAAAUUUACGGGUCGUGAAAAUUUAAAAAUAUUCUGCCUUAUACGUGGCUUAAGGGCGGAUAAAGUGCACGAAGUAUCCGAGGAACUGGCCGAAAAUCUCAACUUUCGAGAACAUUUGGAUAAACAAUCGUGGAAGUAUACGGUCAGUGAUAGGCGAAAACUGAGUACUGCAAUAUCUGUGAUAGGAACUCCCCCACUCAUCAUAUUGGAUGAACCCACCGCUGGAGUGGAGAAGGCGCAUCGAGCGGAUGUUUUGGAUGUGAUCAAGAGUGUCAACGAAUGUGGCAGCACCAUUUUGCUAUCCUCAAACAAUGUUGAAGAUUUUCAAUCUCUGUGCAACCGAAUGGCACUGCUGAAGCGGGGAAAAGUCAUUGGCAUUGGAUCAGUGGAGAGCUUCCGAAACAGUUUAACCCCAGGACUGAUUCUCAUGGUAAAAGUCAGGCCACAUGCCAUAAUACAAAGUGUGAGGUAA